Pogoniulus pusillus (Red-fronted tinkerbird) is the source of this 1940-nucleotide messenger RNA. It is a transcript of the gene EREG, whose product is annotated as epiregulin. The transcript has 6 exons. The coding region runs from base 273 to 710 and encodes 145 amino acids. Gene Ontology annotation, molecular function: epidermal growth factor receptor binding; growth factor activity. NCBI's taxonomy places the organism in Eukaryota, Metazoa, Chordata, Aves, Piciformes, Lybiidae. Gene Ontology annotation, biological process: positive regulation of mitotic nuclear division; positive regulation of cell population proliferation; epidermal growth factor receptor signaling pathway. The record is from RefSeq and is a predicted model, not a curated record.
CAUCUCCACACUUCUGUAGAGCUAAGAGAGCACUGUGGGCACAAAGGAGGGCUAUGAUCUGUGCUUGAAAGGACAUCUGUUUAAAGUAGCCACAAGUCAGUCACUGGAAGAUCUGCUGCUGCCAGAACUGCCCGUGCCACCGGGCUGUGACAAGGCCGAGGGCUGGAGGAGCACUGCCGACCUUGGGAGCGUGGCAGUGGAUCUGGCUGCUGGGUUACCUAUUGCAAGCUGUCUUGGGCACAACAGUGAUCCCCUUGUGUGGGCUUGGUGAGAUGGAAAACUGCACAACAGCACUGAUCCAGAGAGAGAACAGUCCCCGUGUGGCUCAGGUGGGGAUAACCAGAUGCAAGCCUGAGAUGAAGGACUACUGCUUCCAUGGCCAGUGUGUCUACAUAGUGGACUUGGAUGAGCACUACUGCAGGUGUGACGUGGGCUUCUCUGGCGUGCGCUGCGUGCACUCGGAGCUGGUCAGGCAGCCGCUGAGCAAGGAGUACGUGGCGCUGACCGUCAUCAUCGUCCUGCUCUUCCUCGGCGCCCUCUGCGUCGCCGCCUACUACAUCUGCAGAAGGAUGAAGCAACUGAAGAGCUUGGGGCCACAUACCAGCCUGCCACCUCAACAGCUUGUGCCAGCUGGACAGAGACUGCCCAUCCAGCAACCACGCAGCCGGGUCCUGGUGACACACCCCAAAGAACCUGUCCUCAGACCGUGAACCUCCCUCAUUCUUCCCAUGGUUUCUGCUGGCACCACCUCCAGCCCUCUGCGGUAGCUCCUUCUGCUGGGGAGAGGGGGAAGGGAAGGGAAGGAAAGGGAAAGGGAAGAGGAAAGAAGGAGGGCAGGGAAGGGGGAAGGAGGGAAGGGAAAACGAGGGAAGGGAAGGAAGGAAAGUGAAAAAAGGGAAGGGAAUGAAGAGAAGGAAGGGAAGGAAAGUAGAAGAAGGAAAAGUGAAAAACGAAGGAAGGUAGGAAUAUGUUUCAGCAGUCAGUGUGGAAGCUUGGUCUUGCACAAACAGCCAUCAUUGUGUUCAUGAAGCUGGUGCCAAACCUAAAUGACUCCAGCACUCCCAUGAUAGAUUCCACCCUGCAUGAUUAAAGCUUUCCCAGCAAACUAGGAGAUUAAAACAACUGAUCCAAAAAUAUGUCAAAUCUCUCUGCCCUGCCCUGAUGGAUGCCAGCCUGAUCCUCUGACCCAGUCACCAGAGGGCAUCAGCCUCUUGAUAGGACAACCCAGCAGGAAUUUGAGAGAUAAGAUGCAAUCAUGUCCGGGCACCAGGCCCAGCUGGGAACCCCCAUUUGUCCAUGUCAGUGGUCCCCAGGGAUCCUGUGAUUGUGGCUCCUCCUGCCUGGGAUCACCAGGCUGGCUGUGGAUGCCCUUCAGGCUAAGGGGAAGCCACCACAGCAGUGAGGAAGAGAGGCCAGUUCAGCUGCCUCUGCCAGGGAAACUAGGGUGGAUUGGAGGCUGGUGGGAAGUGGUUAUCCAUCUGAGGACACAGAAAUCAGGGAGUCAGCCUUUGGGGCUCUGCUGAGUGGUGGUGGAAACCAGACUGAAGAUUUAUAAUGAGAUGGAGAACUGAGGAAGAGGAGGGUUUAGAUGAGGGUGAGAAAGGCAGUGUGGCUUUUGAGUGUACAGAAGGCACAGCACUGAAGUCAGAAGGAAACAGGAGAGCUCAGUACUUCAUGAAGUCAGUGCUUCUGUGCCCUCCCCAGCACUGGGACUCGUUCAGGAGCUCUGCCCACCCAUGCCAAGGAUGAGCACCACUGAGACAGCAGAGCAAGGCACAACAAGCUUCAGCCCCUGUGGGAAGCUCACUAGGAGGACAGGAGUGUCUGAAUGAGGAGGGUCAAAUACCAGCCUGGAUUUACAACAGCCAGAGAUCCCAGCAGGGUGAGUCCAAGCCAUCACUUCCAAGUUGCUUCUCCUUUGUGCUAACCCAUGUCAGUUC